Messenger RNA from Ambispora gerdemannii, 210 nucleotides. Lineage: Eukaryota; Fungi; Glomeromycota; Glomeromycetes; Archaeosporales; Ambisporaceae. The record is from the annotation of a GenBank genome assembly.
GCCCAUCAAAUUCAAUUUCCUCGACUUGCUAAAAUGGCUCGCGAUUAUUUAGCUAUUCCUGCUACUUCUGUAUCAUCUGAGCGACUUUUUUCUUCUGGAGGAAUUAUGAUUUCUGAUAAAAGAUUUAAUCUAGCACCGAAAACAAUUAGGACUAGUCAAUGUUUAAAAUCAUGGACUCAGGGUCCUUUAAAAGAUAAAUUAGGCAUUUAA